GAAAUGCGUGCGCGCCGAAAGCGCGGCUAAAAGCAGAAACAGAGGGGAGCGUCCGUACCGAGCACCUGCCGAUAGGACACAUGGCUAUCUUUGGAAGCCGCGAUAGUCCGACGCUUGCUGGCGCACAGCAGGGCAGAGCAAUCGCGGUUUCGCCGCCGACGACGACGUCGAACUACGGGACAUAGCGAUCGACGAACCGAGUUCUCAAGGGCCGCCGGCGAAAUUCAGCAAGGAUGACCGGCAGCGAUGGUCGAGCGGCAUGGAAUUCUUGAUGUCCUGCAUCGCCAUGUCGGUUGGCCUCGGCAACGUGUGGCGCUUCCCGUUCACGGCGUACGAGAACGGCGGCGGCGCUUUCCUCGUCCCUUACCUCGUGGUGCUGUUCCUCGUGGGCAAGCCGUGCUACUACAUGGAGACGAUCGUCGGCCAGUUCGGCGGCCGCUCGUGCGUGAAGCUGUGGUCGUGCGCGCCGAUACUGAGGGGCGUCGGCUGGGCGCAAAUGUUCUCGAUGAUCGCCGUGGCCACCUACUACUGCUCCCUCAUGUCGCUCACCCUCAGAUAUCUGCUGGACAGCUUUCGCGCGGACCUGCCGUGGGCCAAGUGUCUCGACGAGUGGGCGGACGUGUGCGUGGACUCCACGCGCAGCCCCGGCAACGGCAGCAAUUCCACGUCGCGGAAGAGCCCGGCCGAGUUGUAUUUCACCCGCGCAGUCCUGAGGGAGAAAGCGAACAUCGACGAGGGCAUCGGCGCGCCCGACUGGCACCUGACUCUCUGCCUGCUGGCCGCGUGGCUGUGCAUACUAGCAGUACUGGCUCGUGGGCUGAGCUCCAGCGGCAAAGCAUCCUACUUCCUCGCUCUCUUCCCUUACGUCGUGAUGAUCGGCUUGCUCGUGCGCGCCAUGAGCUUGGACGGCGCGAUCAACGGCAUCCUGUUUUUCGUUCGACCCGACUGGUCGAAGCUCGCGUACGCCGAGGUUUGGUACGCGGCUGUCACGCAGUGCUUCUUCUCGCUGUGCAUAUGUUUCGGCGGACUUGUCACUUACGCGUCUUACAAUGACUUCCGACACAACAUCUAUCGUGAUGUGCUAGUGGUGACGUCGCUCGACACACUGACAAGCUUGAUGGCUGGACUGACCAUUUUUGGGAUUCUGGGCAAUUUGGCGCACGAAUUGGGCACCGACGACAUCGCCAACGUCGUUCGCGGGGGCUCGGGCUUGGCAUUCAUUUCUUACCCCGAUGCUAUUGCUAAAUUCACUUGGAUGCCACAGUUGUUUGCCGUGCUGUUCUUUCUGAUGCUCUACAUACUCGGCAUAGGAAGCGGGAUAGCCUUAGCCGGCGGUGCGCUAAUUGUGUUGAUGUGUAGCGGUUGGCUGGAUGCUUCUUGCGUUUGGAGUGGCGCAGUUACCGUUUUGGUGCUGCUACACCGUGUGGUCGAACAGGAAAUUUGGUUUUCCGGAGAUGCUGUUAGAGUCAUUGAAGCCGAGCGACGAUUGGGGACCAGCGAACGAGACGAACUUCGUAGCUUGGCGACGAUUCAAAGAGUCGCGAAAAUUGACACGCGACAAGCGCACUGCCACGAGAUUCAAACAGUAAUGAAGAGCAAUGGACUGACGAACAAAGGUUUUGUUCACGACGAAAUUUACGUCGAUCAGAAACCAGCCAAUGACGAAAAAGCGCCGAGAGAAGAAAAGGAACGCGCACAAUGGGGCAACGAUCGAGAAUUUUUGUUAUCCUGCAUCGCCAUGUCGAUUGGUUUGGGCAAUGUCUGGCGAUUCCCAUUCACGGCCUACGAGAACGGCGGUGGCGCAUUUCUCAUACCUUACAUCUUCAUCUUAACCGUGGUCGGCCGGCCGUUCUAUCUCCUCGAAAUGAUAUUAGGACAGUUUAGCAGCAAAUCGACUAUCAAGGUCUGGGAUAUGGUACCGGCUUUUCGAGGUAUUGGAUUUGCUCAAUUCUUGGUGCUCGUAGCAUUGGCAUCGUACUAUUGCUCUCUCAUGGCAUUGACUAUGUUCUACCUCGCAAUGAGUUUUCAAUCGGAAUUACCGUGGUCGAAAUGUUGGCCGGAAUGGGGAGAUAUUUGCUUCGACUCAACUAAUCGCAAUGGAUCAAAGAGCAGCAGCGGCAACGUCACGAUGAAAAGCUCGGCCGAGCUUUAUUUCUACAAAGAGGUGUUGCGCGAGAAGGCCGACAUCAACGACGGCUUAGGUUUACCCGACUGGCGAUUGACCAUAUGCUUGGCAGCCAGUUGGUUGGUGGUGUUGCUCGUGGUGGUACGCGGCGUGAAAAGUUCCGGCAAGGCAGCUUAUUUCCUGGCGAUAUUUCCGUACACGGUGAUGUUUGGUUUGCUGGUGAGGUCUGUUACGUUGGAAGGCGCCACCAACGGGAUACUCUACUUUAUCACGCCGAAUUGGCAGAAAUUGUGGGAACCCAAGGUUUGGUACAACGCCGUGUCGCAGUGUUUCUUCUCGUUGACCGUUUGUUUCGGCGCCAUCGCCAUGUUCUCCUCGCACAACAAAUUCAAUCAUAACGUUUACAGGGAUGCUCAAAUAGUGACCACGCUGGAUAUCUUCACGAGCCUCCUGGCGGGCUGCACGAUCUUCGGUAUACUCGGCAACCUGGCACACGAGCUUGGUACCAACGACAUAUCCGGUGUUGUGAGAGGCGGUACAGGCUUGGCCUUCAUCUCCUAUCCCGAUGCCAUUGCGAAGUUCAGCUGGAUGCCACAAUUCUUCGCCGUCAUCUUCUUCGUCAUGAUGUUCGUGCUUGGCAUUGGCAGUCAAACUGCGCUUGCAUCCAGUGUCAUUUCGAUCGUUCACGAUUACUUUCCAAAAUGGAAGCUCUGGUCUAUUGCUUGUGGCGUUGUGUUCCUUGAAUUCUGCGUUGGACUCAUUUACGUAACUCCGGGUGGUCAAUUCAUGGUAACGUUUGUCGACUACUACGCCACCUCCUUCAUCGCCUUUGUACCUGCUAUAUUCGAGCUUGUGGCCGUAUUUUACGCCUACGGUAGCAAGCACUUUCUCGACGACGUCGAAUUUAUGCUGAAACGACGGCUUUGCUUUUUCUGGACGUUCUGCUGGCGAUUUAUCACCCUCGCUAUCAUCACCGUUAUUUUCGUUUACAGUAUUAUCAGCGUCAAGAAGCUCACUUACAACGGAGUUGAUUACCCGGAAAUCGCUUACGUGAUCGGAUGGAUACUAUUCUCCGUCGCACUGUUACAGAUUCCAAUCUGGAUGUUGGUGGCUUUUUUGAAAAAAAGAAAGUGCCUAUUCCGCGAGGUUUUCAGGCGUAUGUUCGACCCGUCCAAACAUUGGGGUCCAAAAAAUCUGGAAACGAGAAAACAGUGGCUCGAGUUUAAAAAUGGGAGAAAUUGAUUGUAAAUUUGUACAUAAAUGUAAAAAUGUGAAUGAAU
Molecule: messenger RNA, 3405 nt
Organism: Phymastichus coffea
Lineage: Eukaryota; Metazoa; Arthropoda; Insecta; Hymenoptera; Eulophidae
Product: sodium-dependent nutrient amino acid transporter 1-like
Exons: 16
Coding region: 260-3367 (1035 amino acids)
Biological process (GO): sodium ion transmembrane transport
Cellular component (GO): membrane
Molecular function (GO): L-amino acid transmembrane transporter activity
Source: RefSeq, a predicted model, not a curated record